This is a messenger RNA of Mytilus californianus (California mussel), 874 nucleotides long. RefSeq lists its product as uncharacterized. Gene Ontology annotation, molecular function: peroxiredoxin activity. NCBI's taxonomy places the organism in Eukaryota, Metazoa, Mollusca, Bivalvia, Mytilida, Mytilidae. The record is from RefSeq and is a predicted model, not a curated record. Bases 57 to 755 code for a protein of 232 amino acids. The transcript has 5 exons.
UUGAUAAGUGCUGUUGUGUAUUCUAUUUAUAGGUGUAUAUUUUACUGGCAAGCGACAUGCUCCGUUAUCGACCUUGUAAAGUUAUUCUUCAGAUUUGUGUACCAUGGAUUAGAGGUACAUGUACUGAUAGAAAGUUAUGUUGCACGUCAUUACGGAGUAAAAAGUUCAGUUUGGAACCUUUCAGUAGAUUUCCUAUCCCUUCAAAGGAUUCUCUACCUUCCGACGUUCAGACAACAUUUCAAGAGACUGAAAAAAAGGCUGGCUUUGUUCCGAAUGUCUUUAAAGCAAUGUCUUACAGACCAGAUGAAUUGAAAGCUUUUAUACAGUACUACGAUGUAGUAAUGGAUGAAAAAGGGAACCUCACUAAAGCGGAUAAGGAAAUGAUAAUCGUAGCUACAUCAGCUGAAAAUAAUUGCCUGUAUUGUAUAAUUGCCCAUGGUGCUCUACAUAGAGUAUAUUCAAAAGACCCAUAUCUAGCUGAUCAGAUUGCAGCGAAUUGGAAAACAGCAGACAUUACAGACCGACAACGUGCUAUUCUAGAAUUUGCUGAUCAGCUUUGUCAUUGCAAACCGUUGACCGACGAUAAUUUUGAAAAAUUGUACGAAUUUGGUUUAACGAAAGAUGAUGCUUGGGACAUUGGUUCGGUCGUUGCACUAUUUGCCUUGUCAAAUCGAAUGGCAUUUCUAACUAAUAUGAAACCGAACGAGGAGUUUCACCUAAUGGGCAGGAUAAAGCGUGAACAAAAUAAAACUUAAAAUUAAGAAUUUGUUUUUUUUUACUUACGAAUAUAUACUUACAAAUAUUUGUAACUCAAAUACAUUUGUACUUGAAUACACUAUUGUUAAUUUCUAUUAAACUGAAGUUACAUAUCUAA